UUUCAAGUUAUACAAAAAGAAGUCUACAAAUAAUAAACAUCUGCCCAAAGGGUCUUUAGGGUACCCUAUGAUAGGUGAGACAUUUAGCUUUCUUCAAGCACAGAAGAAAGACCAAGGCCCUGAAUGGAUCAGGCAAAGGGUAAACAAAUAUGGACCGGUGUUCAAAACGUCCCUCAUGGGUGCACCUACGGUGGUCAUUGUUGGUCAGUCUGGCAACAAGUUCAUACUCGGGUCCGAUGAAGAUGUUCUUGUCGCGAAACUACCCAAGACCCUGUCGACCAUUGCCGGAAAAUAUAAUAUUUUUGAGAUCACCGGAUCAAGGUACCAACUGAUCAAGGGAGCAAUAUCAAAUUUCAUGAAGCCAACAAGCCUUCAAUCCAACGUCAAACAUAUAGACAAUUUGAUCACCGAUUUAUUCCUAAAAUCAACCCGAAAAACAAACAUCAUCCUGACCGUCGAUUUCAUGAAACGCCUCACAUUCAACAUCGCAUCCACAGUUUUAUUCGGCAUUGAAAACGAGCUCCUAAUCGAUGAAUUCUGUCACGAUUUCGCAAUUGCUUUCAAAGCAGUUUGGUCUCUUCCAGUCAAUUUUCCAGGGACAACUUACUGGCAAGGAAUGAGAGCACGGUCCAGAAUCAUUGAUCGGUUAAUGCCGAUCAUUAAAAAGAAAAAGGAAGGCCUUCGUGAGGGGCGUUUGAACCCUGCAAGCGACAUUUUGUCAAGCUUAAUCGCGCUCAAAAUGCAGAAUGAAGACGCGAUUACUGAUGAGAUGAUUAAUGAUAAUUUCGUCACUAUGAUGAUUGCUGGCCAUGAUACUUCUGCAAUUCUCAUGAGUUUAAUGGUAUGGAAGAUGUCCAAAGAUCCUGAGAUCUAUCGUAAUGUUUUCCAAGGUACGUGUUUUUGUUAGUUGGGGAAAUGGGCGGGUCAGAGAGGUUAAUUAGAUAUAGGCUCAUCAAACAAUCGAAUCGAGCACGAUCCUACACACUAUAGAAUGAGUCGUGCCUUGAUUUUUAGAACUUUGUUGGACUCAAACUGUGCUAACCUCUAAGCUUUAUAAUUUUUAAAUAAAAAUCGACAUAAUUUGAAACUUCAGUAUGAUAUUGAAAAUUAAUUUAACGACUCAUUUGCGACCGCUUAGAAAUCCGUAAUUUGGUAGUGUUUUUUUUAGUAAAUCAAUUUAGAAGGUUUCAAAAUAUAUAAAUACACGUUUAUCGAUUCUUAAAUCAUUCAAUUCUUUUUCAAUAUAGAGUAAAUUGUAAUUUUUUACUUACGGUUUGACCCACUAUAUCAUUUUAGUCCAAAUAGUUUGUUUUUU
Molecule: messenger RNA, 1315 nt
Organism: Helianthus annuus (common sunflower)
Lineage: Eukaryota; Viridiplantae; Streptophyta; Magnoliopsida; Asterales; Asteraceae
Product: taxane 10-beta-hydroxylase
Exons: 2
Coding region: 68-907 (279 amino acids)
Biological process (GO): sterol metabolic process
Molecular function (GO): monooxygenase activity; heme binding; iron ion binding
Source: RefSeq, a predicted model, not a curated record